CUCUUGUUGAUGGUAGCAGUACAGACAUCAGAGAUCAUCUGUAGUUUCGUCUGUGGUAGUGUCAAAAGCACCAAAAAUGGCGGCGGACGGUGACGAAGUGAUUAGUGAUCAGGAAAAAGUGAGAAUUGUUUCGGAUUUUAUACUACAUUCACCCCCAGGAGAAUUUAAUGAAGUGUUCAAUGAUGUCAGAGUACUGUUAAAUAACGAUACUUUGCUAAAAGAAGGAGCGAGCGGAGCUUUCUCGCAAUACAACAGAGAUCAGCUCACGCCCGUGCGUCUUGAAGGUUCUGAGCUUCACACGCUUAUAACCGACCAUAAUGACCUCGGUGGAGGUAGGUUUUUCGACCCUCGUUCAAAAAGAUCCUUUAAAUACGACCAUUUGCGUAAGGAAGCAUCCGAUUAUGAACCUCAUGAGCCCGACCGUGAGGCGGAGGCCUGGAGAGCAGCUUUGGACGUGGAGCUGACAAACUAUGUGGCCGAACAUUACAAACACGGAGCGAGCUUAGUCGUGGGCCGAACCCUCGAGAAUGGGGCCGUAUCUCUCGUCGCCUGCAUUGAGGACCAUCAGUUUCAGCCGAAAAAUUACUGGAACGGAAGAUGGCGCUCCGUAUGGUCUUUAACAGUAGGGGGAGGCGCUGCAGAGCUCCGUGGCAUGCUCCGCGUUCAGGUGCACUACUACGAAGACGGCAACGUCCAGCUCGUUAGUUCCAAAGAGGUCCGCGCGAGUCUAGCGGCUACCGGCGAAGCUGCUACCGCCAAGGAAUUCGUGAGGUCGGUUUGUGACGCGGAGAACGCGUACCAGACGGCGAUAUCUGACAAUUACAAGACAAUGAGUGACACCACGUUCAAAGCGCUCCGACGACAGCUCCCGGUGACCCGCAGUAAGAUUGACUGGACGCGGCUGGUGUCCUACACUAUCGGUAAGGAGUUGAAGAGCCAAUGAUGUCCCGCCGCUGCGCUCUGAGCUGCAGCGGUCGCUCCAUGCCUCUGUACAUAUUCUCAUAAGAGUAAAUCUUGUUCAAAUGUUUACUGGCACCGAGGGUCGCACCCGGCCGCAUAUUUAUCUAUGAUUAUAGAGAAAUCGCUAUUGUAACUGUUAAAUUUUAUCGCAUUUUGUUACUCUCAUUAUGGAAGGAUAUUGAUUGCUUCAUUGUCGCCCGCUUCCAAGUGGUUAUACUAUUACAGUCCUUAAAUUUCUUUCAGGUCAUAGUUAUUAUAGAGAAUUGAUUUUAUAUAGGUCGGGACUGUCAUAGAUUAGAUUCGAGGUCCAUAGCAGACUAUUACCUGUAAUAAAUUGUAUAUUUUCAUUUAAAAGAUAAAGAUAUUGUGUGAGCAAUAUGAAAUGGAUCACAUGUUUGAUUUGAUGUACGGGGAGUGUCAAUUACAGAGAUAUUAAAAAUGUAACUAUCGCUUGAAUGGAAAAUACCGCUUUGUCCAUCCAACGUCCUAGCACUGGAGAUCAGUAUUAUAUACAUAUAUUUGUUCUGGAUAUUGCUUGCAUAAUAGCGCUGUGAAAAAUUUGAAGAUAAAGUAGAGUGGGGUUUCAAAUGGUGCAUUUAAUUGUAGUUAAUUUAAACAACUUGUCCACAUAGCUUUAACAUGAAUUUUAUGGGCAAAGAGCACAAUAUAUUCAUUUAUUUGACACAUGGAAGAUUGCUCAAGGAACUCGGUAUGAUGGUGUCGGCACAGGCCCUGUGAUGGCAUUGAGAGUGUGAAAAAAAGGCAUAACUUUUUAUAUGUAACAGAACACCGUCGAGGUUUAUUUUGUAAUUAUUAUUAUAAUUUAAUAAAAAUAAAAAACGAAACUACACUAAAAUUCAAGUAUUCUGUAAUGUAUGAUUGAAUUCAUUUGAAUAAAAAUAUAUAUUAAAAUGUU
Molecule: messenger RNA, 1876 nt
Organism: Danaus plexippus (monarch butterfly)
Lineage: Eukaryota; Metazoa; Arthropoda; Insecta; Lepidoptera; Nymphalidae
Gene: cpa
Product: F-actin-capping protein subunit alpha
Exons: 1
Coding region: 77-943 (288 amino acids)
Biological process (GO): barbed-end actin filament capping; actin cytoskeleton organization
Cellular component (GO): actin cortical patch; F-actin capping protein complex
Molecular function (GO): actin filament binding
Source: RefSeq, a predicted model, not a curated record